UCAAUAUAUACAUAGAGAGAUUUUGGAGUCAUAGAAGGAGUUAAGAUGAGAAGAGUUAUAGUGAUGAUGACAGUGCUAAUUAUGCUUGUGCUUGUUGUUGCACAAGCCAAUGCUGAUUCUCGCUGCACUGCAAACUGUGGUCCUGGGUGUCUUUCUGAGAAGAAGAGCAGUAAUCUACUAUACCUGCUUUGCUCCGAUCUCUGUACGCUAAAAUGCAUUAAGUCUCCUACAGAUAGCGUUUAUAGUUGUACCUCUGAUUGUGCACACUCAAUACGCAUCUUCUCAGAAGAAGAUAAAGGCGGAGAUAAACUGGCAGCUUAUGUGAAAGAUUAUGUGGAAGAUUGCUACAACAAUUGCAACAAGAAGAAUAAUUAGCAUGUAUUCUCUUAUUAUCUUUGGCGUUAUAAUGCAACUUGUAACCCUGACAAUUAAGCAUCGUCUAAUAAAUCCUUUCCUAUCUUUAUAAUAUGGCAUUCAGAAUUUGAA
Molecule: messenger RNA, 486 nt
Organism: Corylus avellana
Lineage: Eukaryota; Viridiplantae; Streptophyta; Magnoliopsida; Fagales; Betulaceae
Source: RefSeq, a predicted model, not a curated record